AUGGAGUGUAUGUGUCUGAGGAGGUGGGCGGGCUCUGCAGUCGUGUUCCUUCACACACUGGCUUUAUCCUGGACAGGUACGAUUGAGCCCGCCCCCAAAAUUGACGGAUGGCACCGGGCAGCAGUGACCCUGCAGGAGAACUCGACUCACCGGUUUAGCUGCCAGUCAGAUGGCUGGCAUCCCCGCGCCCCUCCCUUGCUGACCUGGUACCUCAACGGGGAGCAGCAGGGUGAUCCAUCACCCAACCGUGGGCGCCUGGUGAUGACAUCGCAGGAAGAUUCUGAGGUCCUGAGACCAAGGACCAAUCACAACAGCACCUUCUCUCUGCAGGCCAGGAAGUGGGACAGGGAGCUAGUGUGUGUCGCAUCAAAUCCCCGGACAGGAGAAAGCUACAAUGCCACAGUCACACUCAAUGUCCAGUUCCAGCCAGAGAUCCUCAGGGUGAACGCCCACUACAGUGAAACCUCAGACCCUGGCCUCUCCCUGGUCCUCUUCGCCUUGGUACGGUCCAACCCACCUGCCACCAUCACCUUCGUGGACCAGUCCGGCCGGCUGGUGGCCAACACUUCAGACUUCCUCAUCUUGGACUCGCGAAGCUAUCCCUGGCUCACCAAUCACACACUGAGGGUGACGCUCAGUAGCCUAUCAGGGAACGUCUCACUGAACGCCAGCAACAGUGUGGGAGCGGUGCAGAGCAACCUCACACUGGCAGAGUUCCUGCAGUCCAGUGUGGAGGUGCCCAUGCUGGGAAUAGUGACUGGGGGAGCCAUGGCCUUCAUGGCCCUCCUCAUCCUCAGCCUAAUAGUUCUCUGUCUCAUGCAAAAAAACAAAAGCAAGUCCAUCGACGAGCCAGUGGAGAUUCUGAUGACCAAGAAAAGUGACUCUGCCAAUCUGAAGUCAGAGAAGGAUGACAAGACCUACAUCCCCAGAGAGAACAUGUCUCUGCCUUCCAACAUGCAGCUCAACGACCUCAGCACUUUGAGAAAAGCUCGAGAGGCCGCCCAGCAGAACAGUGUGGGAGAGAAGAAGAAAGAGGAAGAGGAGGAGGAAGAUCUGUCUUUAGCCUACGCCGCCAGAGGUUUUGCCAGAUAUCCGAUGGUGGGGUACAUCUAUAAGGUAAACAGCACAAGCAGUGAGGAGAUCUGGCUCUGA
This is a messenger RNA of Toxotes jaculatrix (banded archerfish), 1152 nucleotides long. Its product is annotated as transmembrane protein 25. Lineage: Eukaryota; Metazoa; Chordata; Actinopteri; Toxotidae. Gene Ontology annotation, biological process: negative regulation of excitatory postsynaptic potential. The transcript is spliced from 8 exons. The coding region runs from base 1 to 1152 and encodes 383 amino acids. The record is from RefSeq and is a predicted model, not a curated record.